Meloidogyne enterolobii is the source of this 1074-nucleotide messenger RNA. Lineage: Eukaryota; Metazoa; Nematoda; Chromadorea; Rhabditida; Meloidogynidae. The record is from the annotation of a GenBank genome assembly.
AUGAACAGGCGUAAGCUUGGAGCUAAAAUUUCAAAAAUUGCAAAUUUUACAUUUCAACAACUCUCUUCUAAUAAUUUUAACUCUUCUGAGGAAAAUAAUAAUAAAAUUAAUAAUAAUGGAAAAAAUAACAGUUCAAAUCAACAAAAUAAAGUUACUACUAGUGAAAAUAAUAAUAUUGAUUUGGAUAAAGGAAAGAAAAGGCUUCCUUUGGGAGAAGUUAAAGUAAUUAAUGCGGUUGGAAAAACUUGCAGUGCAGCACCUUUGGAGAAAAUUUCAAAUACUCAAUUAAUUUCUAAAAAGAGAACAGAACGUUUUGAAGUUUGUUUGGAUGAGGAUGAGGAGAUUGAUGAUGAUAAAUCUAAAAAUGAUAGAAAAUCAAGUAAUUCUGAAGUUAAAAAGAGGCGUGAUUUAUCUGCGGAUGAAAAUAAUGACGAUUUUAAUAAAUUAAAUGGAAAGUCGAGAAUUGAAUUGUUAUCACCGUUGCCUGGAAAGGAAAAUGUUAUGCCAAUCAAAACUCCAACAAAACAAGACGAAAAGGAUUAUUUAACACAUUUUGAUACGGAAAGCAUUAAUAGUUACAAUACAGCGCCUGAAUCAGUUACUGAAUGUUUGACAGCUAAAUCUCAAUUUUCAAUUCCUCAUUUAAAAGGACAAUUAACUUUUGAUGAUCCAUUAGAUAUCUAUAAAUGGAUGUUGUUUAGAGAAAAGUCAUAUCGACCAAAAACAAAUUUUAUGGAUAAACAAACACAUAUAAAUGCGGAGAUGCGAGGAAUUUUAAUUGAUUGGUUUGUGGAUGUUGUUGUUGAACUAGAACUUAGUCCGGCUUCGUUUUUUCUUGCUAUUUCUUUAACUGACCGCAGUUUGUCCGUCAUUGACUGCCCUAAAGAACGACUUCAGCUCUUGGGUGCUACAGCUAUUUUGAUUUCGACCAAAGUUCAAGAGGUGUUCCCACCGUUGGUUAAAGACAUCGGUAUAAAAGUUUUUUGUAAUUACCUAUAUUAUAAUAAGUACUUGAAAUUUUUGGCUGUAUAUAAGAUGAAUGCCAAUUUUAUUUUUUUCCUUCCCACGGGAUAA